Molecule: messenger RNA, 2461 nt
Organism: Megalops cyprinoides (Indo-Pacific tarpon)
Lineage: Eukaryota; Metazoa; Chordata; Actinopteri; Elopiformes; Megalopidae
Gene: rer1
Product: retention in endoplasmic reticulum sorting receptor 1
Exons: 7
Coding region: 52-642 (196 amino acids)
Biological process (GO): protein retention in ER lumen; retrograde vesicle-mediated transport, Golgi to endoplasmic reticulum
Cellular component (GO): Golgi membrane
Source: RefSeq, a predicted model, not a curated record
UUGGGGGCGAGCUGGAGCUCAUAGUGACACAGCGGCAGCUGCAGAGACAGAAUGUCAGAAGGUGAUAGUGCUGGAGAGUCGAUCCAUGGGAAGCCGUCCGCCAUUGCAAGCUUUUUCACACGGCUUGGCCAGAUUUACCAGUCAUGGUUAGACAAGUCAACACCGUUCUCUGCUGUGCGGUGGGCAGUCACUCUCAUUCUAACUGCCAUCUACAUGAUAAGAGUGUAUAUAUUACAGGGCUGGUACAUAGUUACCUAUGCACUGGGGAUAUACCACCUCAAUCUGUUCAUCGCGUUUCUGUCACCAAAAGUGGAUCCCUCCCUACUGGAUGAUUCAGAUGAAGGCCCUUCAUUACCCACUAAGCAAAACGAAGAAUUCCGGCCUUUCAUAAGGAGGUUACCUGAGUUCAAAUUCUGGCAUUCGGCGACAAAAGGCAUUGUCAUAGCAAUGAUCUGCACCUUCUUCGAAGCCUUUAAUGUUCCCGUUUUCUGGCCAAUACUUGUUAUGUAUUUCAUCAUGCUUUUCUGCAUCACCAUGAAAAGGCAGAUUAAGCAUAUGAUCAAGUACAGAUACCUGCCCUUCACACAUGGGAAGAGGACUUACAGAGGCAAGGAGGAUACAGGGAAACCUUUUGCUAGUUAAAAUUCCCCACUUUGAAAUGACAAAAGUAAAUUAAAUCAAUAAAAAAGUAAAUGGGUAAGGGGGUGGGAGUUGGUUUAAAAUAUAAUAAUAAUACUAAAAACAGAAAUGGAAAAGAGUUUUGAUCCACUGUGACAGUGUUAGGCAGAGGGGAAGGUUGAUGAGACAGGUCGAUUGAUUCUCUGAGCAGACGUGGCCACCUUUGAUAAAAAAGAAUAACCUGUGUGUGAGUUUUGGAGCAAAUGCCAUUUGGAAUGUUUUUUUUUUUUUUUUUUUGUGGAUGAAUGCAGUGUUUUUUUUUUCCUUUUUUUUGCCUUGCGGUGUGGUAAUGAAUGUGUAGUUACGUUCAGCUAUGAAUUGCAAGGACUGCCCCCCCCCCACUGCUCUGCUCAGUACUGGUGACACUAUUCUUCCUGCAACAUUCAGGGAUCAUACAGAAUAAAGCUGCAUUUUUACCCAUAAACCCCGGUAAAGUGGUGAUCCACCCAUUCUGGCUUUUGUUAUUUUAUUGACUGAAAACCCAUUCAUCUCGAAGAAAAACAAUAAUCCUGUUAGAUCUCAAUAUGUAUGAGUCUACUUGUUGUUAUCUAUCGUGUCUGUUAAAGGUUUUCAGAGUUGCCCAUAAUCUCCGAGUACGGAUUUUGCCUUUCAUGAUAGGUUAAAGCUAAUUUCGCCGGUUGGCUCUGUAAUAUAGCAUGCCAUUGCAGGUGCGGGUGGCAGACAGCGUUGUUUGCGGUCCUUCAGAGUUCGUGUGAAUGUAGGCUUUUCUACCAUGUGUCAGCACAUGAGCGUGGGCAUUUAUUUAAGGUAUUGCAGCCAGCGCAGACGUCCAGUGCCAAAUCAGUGGAUUAAAGCAACUGAAAGCCACAAUCAUCUGUUUCCCAUGUAGCCCCUUAGAAUGUUUCAGCUCAGCCAGCUAAAUGCCCCCGAUACUUCCCACAACAGUACAUGUUAGCUUAUAAAUUUGAUUUGUUGGGAUUUCAGCUCCCACUUGAUAAGGUUUAUUCUUAAUCCUGGAGAGGUAAGUUGAAACCGAUAGACGUAUGGAAAACUAAGCUUGCUAAUAUGUUCAUUUUACUGCACAAAUCCCUUCAUUAAGCAGAGCAUUCCCUUCUAGGGUGUGUAAACUCUUACCUUGGAGUCCUAUCUGAUGUAGAAUGCAUGGUGUUCCUUGUGACCAGAGACUUCUUUUUUUUUUUUUUGCUUAUAACAACAGUUUGACCUACCAAAGAUCUCAGUAGGUUUUGCUUAACUAGUUUUCCUUGAAAGCUUGGCCUUUGAUGAGUUAGUCAGCCGUGUAGACAUACUUGGCUAGGGGUCCAUUCCAGCAUAGUACACAGUCAUGGUCUGCUUUUAAUCACAAGUUAUCUUCAUUUAAAAAAGUAGAAUCUAAUCAUUCCAGAAAAAAAAUAUUUUUCCUCUCUUUCUCUCUUCCUUUGCAGAGCAAACAUAAGAAAAAGUUGAUGUGCUUUUAAUUGUGGGGUCUUGCACAUUGAUGGAGAGGGAUGUACACAAGUUUUUUUUUUCCAUUUUUUGGGGGGCAUUUUUACUACAGGAUUUGUGAUAUGAUGGCAAUGUUGGUAUUGGAGUGCUCGCCACUGUAGUGAAGGAUCAAAACAUUCUUUUUCCUGUGAAAGUGCAUCGUUUUCAAAGGGUUAUUUUGAGUAUUUCUAUAUUUUGAAGGUGGAGUACUUUGAGAUUAUUCUGAACACAUUUUCUUUGAAGAUAUCAUUUCCAGAUGAUGAAUUUAUCAUGUCAUUAAAAAAAGAAAUAGAAAUUCAAUACUAGCUUUAUAAAAUGUUUCUCAAUUGACAAAAUUUGC